This is a messenger RNA of Tetranychus urticae (two-spotted spider mite), 793 nucleotides long. Its product is annotated as cytochrome c oxidase subunit 5B, mitochondrial. Lineage: Eukaryota; Metazoa; Arthropoda; Arachnida; Trombidiformes; Tetranychidae. Gene Ontology annotation, cellular component: mitochondrial envelope; respiratory chain complex IV. Gene Ontology annotation, biological process: mitochondrial electron transport, cytochrome c to oxygen. The record is from RefSeq and is a predicted model, not a curated record.
ACUGAUAUUAAGCAAUGCCCCCUACCGAUAAACAUUCAGCAGGAAGGUCAAAUUGACUGAAAACAAAUUUAGUUUAUCUUAAUUUAUUUUGUGUUAAUUGAUUAUUUGAAUCAAUUAAAUUUGAAAAUGAGUUUAUUACGACGUGGUGCGAUCCUUGCCAAUCGCGUUGCUCCAAUGAUCCAAAGUCGUAGAGGACUGGAACUGUCCAAGCUGCCAGUACUUGGAUUUUUGUUUGAUAAAAGACCUGUUGGUUUACCUGACCCCAUUGAAGCUGCCAUUGGUAAUACAAAAAUGGAAUUGAUGCUUGAGGAAAUGGGAGUCACUGACCCAUUUUUGGAAAAUCCAAUUUACUUGAACGGUGGUUCAAAGGAGGAUCCUAUGAUGGUUUUGAUGCUGACGGAUAAAAGAAUGAUUGGAUGUCAAUGCGAACCCGAUCAAACUUAUUUCAAUUAUAUGUGGGUUCACAAAGAUGAGUGUAAAAGAUGCGAAUGUGGAUAUUGGUUCAAAGGUGUUGAAAUCCCAAAUCCACAGUUAUAUGUCGUAGACAAGGCUUUCACGUAAAAUUUUGUUUGACAUGAUUAUAUUGAAGAAAUAAAAUCUUGUCUAUAUGUGGUGUAGAUUGACCAUUUUAAGAUAUCUUGUAAUAAAUUCUUGAACCGUUAUUAUAUCGUUUAAUUUCCCAUCUAAUAGCUGAAUCAAAGCCAGAAAGAUUCCAAUGUGCAAGAGCGAUUUUAUUUCAAUGUAACAAGGUUAAAGAUGAGAAGAAAUCAAUAAAUUAGAAUUAAAAAUGUUA